This is a messenger RNA of Haliotis rufescens (red abalone), 2663 nucleotides long. Its product is annotated as L-proline trans-4-hydroxylase-like. Bases 132 to 1025 code for a protein of 297 amino acids. The record is from RefSeq and is a predicted model, not a curated record. Lineage: Eukaryota; Metazoa; Mollusca; Gastropoda; Lepetellida; Haliotidae. The transcript has 9 exons.
CCGGAAAAGGCCGAUAUUUCUCCGAAUGAAAGGUGACCUGUUUCCGGUACCGCACAGCUGAUCAGUGGAGAUCGAGAGUGUUGUAGUUGUUUUUUGUUGUUGUUGUUGUUGUUUUGAGAAGCCGAUUGACGAUGCCACUUCGAGAAUACACGUACACAGGCGGUGACCUCGAGGUCACUCCCAAGAUGCUGUCGGACUUCAACGAGGCGGGCUACAUACUUGUCAGAGGCCUCCUAGACAGCGAAGAGUUGACGAAGGUCCGUGACACCCUGGAAGGCAGUGAUGCCAUCAUAAAGCAUGCAUACGGGGUUGCUGAUGGUGAGGAUCGCCAGAGCAAGCUAUGCAUCUGGAGCCACCCCGGGGAUGAUGUGACUGGCAUGGUGGGGCGGUGUGAGAAGGUUGUCACCACAUCGGAGAAGUUGCUUGGUGGUGAAGUUUAUCACUACCACACCAAGCUGAUGAUGAAGGAAGCAUUUACUGGAGGCAAGCAUGUCUGGCAUCAGGAUUAUGGAUACUGGUACAAAAAUGGCUGCCUCUUCCCUGACAUGUUGACUGUCUUCAUCUCCAUCGAUGCAUGUACCAAGGCUAAUGGCUGCCUUCAGAUUCUAGAGGGGUCUCAUCGCUGUGGUCGGAUAGAGCACCUGUUUGUUGGAGACCAGACCGGGGCUGACCUGGCCCGGGUCAAGGAGCUGCAGGGCCAGCUGGAGCAGCUGCAUGUGGAGAUGAAGCCUGGUGAUGGCCUGUUCUUCCACAGUAACCUGCUGCAUACCUCCAGCGCCAACACCAGCCCCGACCGCCGCUGGGCCUUCCUGUGUGCCUACAACCGUGCAAGCAACAACCCUGUGUACGAGCAUCACCAUCCCCAGUACACCCCACUAGUCAAGGUGUCCAACAGCGCCAUCAAAGAGUGUGUCAACCUGACCGACACAACAGGGAAGGACUUUGUGGACCCAGAUAAAGACAACACAGUGAAGAAGGGGGACACAGCUGCCCCCAGCACAAAGCGACAGAAGGUGGCAGCAUAGCCUCCUCCCUCCUCCUCCUCCUCCUCCGCUAGCCUCCUGGUUGCUGGGCCUGAACACACACAGAGCAUGUCUAGCAUCACUGCCAUCAGUCAUCCAAGCCUUGACUGGAGCCUGACAUAUACAUAACAGCCAAAUGGGACAAGUCUUUUUUUCACUCAUUUUGACUACAACUUUUUCUUUAAACUCACCAUACACGCUUUAUAUCUCUUUUUUCUUUUUUUUGCCAAAUGUUUGUGGUCGAUAUGACAUUAUGCAAGAAAUGUUGAAAUGAGAUUUGCUUGAUUAACAUGAUCAUCAUCAUAAAAAAAAGCUCUUGAAAUAAAAAAAUAAAUAAUGUUAAAAAACACAGCAAUAUUUCAUGGCAAGAUUUAGGACAGGUUGAAACAUUAGCAGCAGAAACAAAAGUUCUGGCCUGGAACUGAAACACUACCAUGAUUACCAGCAGCCUUACUCAGAGUGUGUUAUGCAUUGUUAUCACAGUUCUCAGAGAUGGCAACCAUUGCAAUUUAGCCAGAAUCAUGAUAUUUGAAUCCAAUUUGGCCUAUCCUGUGUACAGUAUAUAUAAUUUUAUUGAAACAUAUCCAGUAAUCAAAACAAUACAGCCCGUCAAUCUGACAAUGAUUACAAUGGCCUGAGUUCGGGGUCAGCAUCUCUGAGUCCAUUGUUGCACUGGUGGUGGAGGCGGGAGGCUAGGCAUGUGGUUCAGAAGGGUAGCAGGGUAUCCCCGCUGUCCUCAUGCUGAUGCCUUACCACUACAUCAUGUCGUCAUGUUGUAUAAGAUAUAAUAACCAAGAUUUGUACUCCCUUCAAUCAUGACAUGAUACUGACCACUGUUGUCUUGUUACAGUCAUCAAGAUAUCACAUUAGAUUACUUGAAACACAUCAAUCUAUGCAAUAUCUCGUUCCUGCAUGAUCAUGAUUAUGUCAGAAAAAACAUGUUUGUCAAAAACGGACUGAAAAUACACACUUUUAGCUUAUUUUUGAAGUUCUGUAUAGAGGAUUAUGUGUAUUUUGAGUCAACCAUGUUCUUCUGAUCAUGCUGACAUUGGUAUAAAGCUACCACCAUAUUAAUACUAUAUGAGGUGAGGUGAGGUGAAAUGGGGUUUAACGUCGCGUCCAAGAUUAUUGCACACAUAUAGCGACGUGCAUGCACUUGUGUGUGUGUGGCUGCUUGUACUAGUCCGGAAUGAUGCCGAUUUAUAGUGCUAGCCCACUGAGAUACCAUGCCGUAAUUUAACUAUUUAUAGCUAAUGUUCAAGUCAUUUGUUCAAAAUGUAAUGAAAUUGGUACAUGUGAAAUUACUAGGUCAAACUUCAAAUACUUCUUCCCGCUAAUGAUAAUUGUUCAAGAUGCUUGAACCUAAUUUUCUAUGUGGCCACCAUGUCUGCCAUAUUAAAAAUUAUAUUUAUGGCAAUUUUAUACAUAACUAGUUUGUAAUUGGGAAUAAUAUAUAUGUUCCUGAUUUUCUCCCUAAUGUUUUAUGUUUUGACCUCGACUUGACCUCUGAAAGUUGAAGCUUGUUAUGGCCAUUACUCUGCCAUUUUGUUUCAAAAUGUAAUGAACUUUGGUAUGUGUGUGGUUUGUUUUGGAAUUCAACACCUAUGUUUCACUCUUUGCAAAUUAAAUAUUUUGCCUUGA